This is a messenger RNA of Leptidea sinapis, 1782 nucleotides long. Its product is annotated as sodium/hydrogen exchanger 9B1-like. Gene Ontology annotation, cellular component: membrane. NCBI's taxonomy places the organism in Eukaryota, Metazoa, Arthropoda, Insecta, Lepidoptera, Pieridae. Gene Ontology annotation, molecular function: antiporter activity. Gene Ontology annotation, biological process: proton transmembrane transport. The record is from RefSeq and is a predicted model, not a curated record. Bases 247 to 1767 code for a protein of 506 amino acids. The transcript has 11 exons.
CAGUCUAAAGAAGCGAGACAGUAAGGACUCUUCGUACAUACAUGGGUGUACUCAAGUUGUUUAAUUCUUGAAGGUUGUCAAUACCUCAGCGAACCCAAAAAUAAUACAUUUAUAUAUUGAUUCAACCCAUGACAAGACAGUUUGUUGGUGCGAGAGACAUUCGGAAUUCUUUUUCGCUUAAUUUUAGUGUGUCAGUGCUUUUAACUUACCUCAGGAUAUCGGAACCGUUAUUUAAACAGAAUUCAAAUGUUGGCUGUUAUCGAUACGAGCGACAAUCAAACUACACAGAGGGAUCUUAAAUUACCUUCAGACGUUAUACCAACAAUAAAUAUUGAUAGUAUUGAGACCCGAGUACGUGUGAAGAAAAAAGUAUUGAACAAAAAAUCAAAGCCAGUAUUACUCCAUUAUUUAACAUUGGGCUUUAUUGGUGUUUCCGUCUGGGGUACAUUAUGGUGCGCAUUUGGCGAAAAAUGGGCUUGGAAUGGUUCCUGUUUUCGUAUAAGUGUAGUUGGCACUGUGGCUUGGGCCAGUGGCCAAAUUUUACAAGACACAACUACACUACCAGCACAUUUAGCUGCCUUGCUAACCGGCAUCCUAGCAAGACACAUAGGUUUCCUGGAUAUGAGAGAACACAGCGAUAUUGAUUCCUUUUUAAGGAGAGUAUACCCAGUGAUAAUUCUAGGUAAAGGAUCACUUGGAUGGGACCUGAACUACAUGAAACAUCAUUGGCGACAAGUGGUUUGUCUCGGGUGUAUGCCGUGGGUAACAGAAGUGGCAGUGGUUGCCACCUGCACUCAUUUCUUUCUCAGCUUUCCUUGGAUUUGGGGUAUACUACUUGGGGCAGUAUACUCAUCAGUAUCGUGUCCUAUAAUAAUGCCAUCUGUCGUUAAACACGGACAAUCAUACGGCGGUGAUAGAAACUGGCCUCAACUGGUGUGUACCGCUGGAGGCGUGGAUACGGCACUUAGUGUAGGAGUCUUCGGCGUUGUAUUCACUUACAUACUGGGAGAAGAAACCGAUACGACAUAUCGGUAUGUUAAGGCUUGUUCGGCAUUAUUUGUCGGGGUACUACUUGGCGCCAUCUGGGGUAACUUGGCAAAACUGGUGCCGAAAUCCGACUACUAUGUCACAGAACUGCGAAUUCUCUUUGUACUAGCUGGAGGAAUAUUUUGUAAUUUUCUCACGAGUAGACUAGGGUGGGGCGGAACAGGUGGGGUGGCAGUGUUAGCGUGUAAUGCCACGGCGGCGAUGCAUUGGGCAGAACAAGGGUGGAAACUGAACCAGAACCCUGCAGCCACGACUUACAGAGUCCUGUGGUCCGCACUUGAACCUCUAGUCUUCGCUUACACUGGUACCUUUUUUGUGAUAAACCGAAGUGUUGGCAACACCUUAUUAAUUGGAUUAGGGAUCUUGUGUAUAAGUUUGUUCUUUAGAUUAACUGUCGCAUAUAACAUGUGCUGGAAUCUCAGAGUGAAGGAGAGACUUUUUGUUUGUUGUGCGUGGACGCCUAAGUCUAUAGUUGAGGCAGUCCUGGCCCCGUUAGCUGUAAGCACAAUAAUAUCAUCCCAAGGGACUAAUCCCAGUAAUGAGCUGUUGUAUGCUGAAGAUAUACUGCGACUGCUCGUACAAGCCAUUGUAAUAACUGGCCCUAUCGGGUUUUUGCUCACGGAUAAACUAGGGCCGAUGUUACUUAGAGAAAAUUGUAAACCGGAGAGUGAUCCCCAAAAAGAGGAAAACGCCAAUAAUAGCUUACAAGCUGAAGUCUAAAAAUUAUAAUUAUUA